GAUGGAGAAUCUUCUAUCCGCUCGGUGGCUUUAAUAAGCUCCUUCGCACUAGAGAAGCUCAUCAGCUCAGUCACUUUCCCUAGUUUUUCGUCUACAUCGGCUCUCAUUCGCUUCUCAAAUGGCUAAUUCCAAAACCCACAAGAGUGUUCUGCUAAUUUGCGGUGAUUACAUGGAGGAGUAUGAGGCGAUGGUUCCUUUCCAAGCACUGCAGGCUUAUGGAAUCGAUGUUGAUGCUGCCUGCCCUGGGAAGAAAGCCGGCGAGUUUUGCCGUACUGCCGUUCACGAGCCUGCUGGUUAUCAGACAUAUACCGAGUCACCUGGGCACAACUUUUCUCUCAAUGCAACGUUUGAUGAAAUUGAUUUUGGCAAAUAUGAUGGGUUGGUGAUACCGGGAGGAAGGGCUCCAGAAUAUCUUGCCAUGAAUGAAUCUGUGUUAGAUUGUGUCAGGAAAUUUGCAGAUGCUGGAAAGCCAAUUGCCUCUAUUUGCCAUGGACAAAUAAUCUUGGCAGCUGCAGGCUGUGUAAAAGGUCGGAAGUGUACUGCUUACUCUCCUGUGAAACCCUUACUUAUCGCUGCUGGUGCUCAUUGGAUUGAAGACCAAACCAUGGCAACUUGUGUUGCUGAUGGCAAUAUAAUUACUGGGGCUACAUAUGUUGGGCAUCCUGAGUUUAUUCGGCUUCUUGUGAAGGCUUUAGGAGGUACCAUAACUGGUUCAAAUAAAAGGAUUCUAUUUCUCUGUGGGGAUUACAUGGAAGAUUACGAGGUAACUGUUCCUUUUCAGUCUCUUCAAGCUCUUGGGUGUGAUGUUGAUGCAGUUUGUCCCAAGAAAAAGGCUGGUGAUUUCUGUCCAACUGCUGUCCAUGAUUUUGUAGGGGACCAGACUUACAGUGAGAAGCCAGGGCAUCGUUUCACUUUAACAGCAUCCUAUGACGAGUUAGAUGCCUCAAGUUAUGAUGCUCUUGUCAUUCCUGGAGGCCGAGCACCAGAAUAUUUGGCACUGGAUGAGACGGUGCUUGCCUUGGUGAAAAAAUUCAUGGAAUCUAGGAAACCAGUGGCAUCCAUUUGCCAUGGACAGCAAAUUUUAGCUGCUGCUGAUGUUCUGAAGGGAAAAAAAUGCACUGCAUAUCCUGCUGUGAAGAUUAACGUAGUCUUGGCUGGGGCAACAUGGCUUGAGCCUGAUCCAAUAGAUCGUUGCUACACUGACGAAAAUUUAGUUACUGGAGCUGCAUGGCCAGGGCACCCAGAGUUCAUCUCUCAAUUGAUGGCAUUGCUCGGCAUCCGGGUCUCAUUCUAGUUGCUAUUACGCAUGUAGCCUUUAUGUAUAUAUGCUUGCAUCAAAUAAAACGUUGAUAUCUGGUAUAUCAACCUCUGACGGAUGUAAACCAUGGAUCUCGAGUGCAAAACCCCAUGUCGCUUUCUUUGUUGUAGAAUAAGUAUCUUGGUUUCUAGGGAAAGUUUUGAACUUUGUUAUUUUGGAAGGUUAGCUGCGCGUCACUGUCAGUGGAUGGAUGAACCUUAAAGCAGAGUUAUUGUUAUAUAGUAUGGUAUGAGGUUUUCCUA
Hevea brasiliensis (rubber tree) is the source of this 1560-nucleotide messenger RNA. RefSeq names its product protein DJ-1 homolog D. NCBI's taxonomy places the organism in Eukaryota, Viridiplantae, Streptophyta, Magnoliopsida, Malpighiales, Euphorbiaceae. The record is from RefSeq and is a predicted model, not a curated record. Bases 119 to 1294 code for a protein of 391 amino acids. The transcript has 5 exons.